Molecule: messenger RNA, 1966 nt
Organism: Hemicordylus capensis (graceful crag lizard)
Lineage: Eukaryota; Metazoa; Chordata; Lepidosauria; Squamata; Cordylidae
Product: proteoglycan 4-like
Exons: 17
Coding region: 25-1638 (537 amino acids)
Source: RefSeq, a predicted model, not a curated record
CAGCCUUUCUGAUCAGAAGUGAAGAUGGCCUUCUGCCUCAGGGCUUUGGCUUUGGCCAUUAAACAGCCCAUUUCAUAUGUCUAUGACCAUGUCUUCAAGAAAAUUGGAGUUUUAGCACAGAGACAGGACACUGAAACAAAUUCCACAGAGGAAAGGAGUGUACUGAGGAGCUCGGUCUGCAGAAUACUACAAGCAAUGGAAGCCAUUAGGAUCCAAGAGCCUCAGGUCGCCCCAGGAAUGGGUGCAUCUUGCCGUGGGAGUCAACAUCGCCCUAAGGAACCUGUCCGCCACAUGCCGACACCUAUCCGCGUUACUGCAAAAAACGCCACAGAUGGAUGGUGCGGGCUCAGCACUUCGACCUACAGAAUACUGCAGGAGAUGGAAGCCGGGAAGUAUAGGCCAAGAGUGAUGCCACCACCAAGAGUGCGCCUAGCAGCAUCACCCACACCAAAGCGCCAGCCUGCACCCUCAGUUGCAGCCCUGCCCAGCACUGCGACCAAGAAGGCCCAUGUUGCGGUCACGGGAGGGAAAGGCACAGAGGGAUGGUGCGGGCUUGGUGGCUGCUCCUCUCGAGUUCUCCAAGCCCUGGAAGCCAUGCAGGGACCAAAGGAAAAGGCUCUGCACCCACAAGUCAUCAUUAACAAAAAUAGGAAAGAAGGCCGCUUCCAGAUAUUAAAGUGCCUCCGGAAGCUGGAUGAGGAGACUCCGCAGAGGCCAGGUCUACCAACCACCCCCAGACUAUCAACACCAUCACAGCCCCUGCCGGCUCCUCCAUCAGCUCCUGUCACACCGAGCACCGCAGGCUCCAUCGAGAGCACCAGAGAUGUGGAGACUCCGCAGAGGCCAGGUCUGCCAACCAGCCCCAGACAAUCAACACCACCACAGCCCCUGCCGGCUCCUCCAUCAGUUCCUGUCCCAUCCAGCACUGCAGGCUCCUUCGAGAGCCCUGGAUAUGUGGGACCAAAGGAAAAGGGUGUGCACCUACAAGUUGUCAUAAACAACAAUUGGAAAGAAGGCCGCUUCCAGAUAUUAAGGUGCCUCCGGAAGCUGGAUGAGGAGACUCCGCAGAGGCCAGGUCUACCAACCACCCCCAGACUAUCAACACCAUCACAGCCCCUGCCGGCUCCUCCAUCAGCUCCUGUCACACCGAGCACCGCAGGCUCCAUCGAGAGCACCAGAGAUGUGGAGACUCCGCAGAGGCCAGGUCUGCCAACCAGCCCCAGACAAUCAACACCACCACAGCCCCUGCCGGCUCCUCCAUCAGUUCCUGUCCCAUCCAGCACUGCAGGCUCCUUCGAGAGCCCUGGAUAUGUGGGACCAAAGGAAAAGGCUGUGCACCUACAAGUCGUCAUAAACAACAAUUGGAAAGAAGGCCGCUUCCAGAUAUUAAGGUGCCUCCGGAAGCUGGAUGAGGAGACUCCGCAGAGGCCAGGUCUGCCAACCAGCAUCAGACUAUCAACACCACCACAGCCCCUGCCUCCUCCUCCAUCAGCUCUACUCCUACCCAGCACUGCAGGCUCCUUCGAGAGCGCUGGAUAUGUGGAUAAGAACUGGAACAGGGGAAGGCCAGAUAACGCAGGAGGAGGCCCAAUCAGAUGUGCAGCGAGGUUCAAAGCGAGGAGAAGCUGGCCACAGUGAUGCCUUUCAAUAAAGGAUCAGUGUGAGGAGAUGGAUCGGUGCCCUUGAAGACAGUCUUUGUGGGCGUGAAGCCAAAGAGGGAGAAACGGAAUUCGACCCUAUUAUAGCAUUGACCUGAAGCCUACUUAAUUUCUCAAAUGUUCAUGCCUUGGUUUUAUAUACUUGUACAGUAUCUCUCCAUAUAUUAUUAGAUAUAUUUAUUAUUAUAGAUACCAAAGCCUUAACUUGUUCAAACCUAUUGUUUGUUUAUGUCUAUUUCUACUUGUAUUGUAUUCUUACUUCUGUCCGGAAGCUUACUUAAUUUCUCAAGACAUGUUCAUGCCUUGGC